Molecule: messenger RNA, 2259 nt
Organism: Danio aesculapii
Lineage: Eukaryota; Metazoa; Chordata; Actinopteri; Cypriniformes; Danionidae
Gene: hoxa10b
Product: homeobox A10b
Exons: 2
Coding region: 611-1651 (346 amino acids)
Biological process (GO): regulation of transcription by RNA polymerase II
Cellular component (GO): nucleus
Molecular function (GO): DNA-binding transcription factor activity, RNA polymerase II-specific; RNA polymerase II cis-regulatory region sequence-specific DNA binding
Source: RefSeq, a predicted model, not a curated record
CUAUAUAUAGUUUAACACUAUUACAUGGUAAUUUUUUCUGCACACUUACUUUAAAGUAUAGAAAUCCGCAUCCACCACAGAAAAUGUUUCUGAAAAGCAGACCGAAAGCCGCUUCUCGUUUUGAACUUGAGUGUAGUAAAUAAAUUGUUUUGACCCUCCGCAUGAAUGAAAACCAGAAGAGCGGUCUGUAACUCACUGUUUAUGUGCUUAAAGGGCUGUUGGGGCAAUUACAGUGUAUCAUAAAGGUUUACUAUUUUAGCACUUGAUCUCCUUUUCGAUACCUUGUUGCUUUUUGCUUUUAAAUGGGCUACGUGUCUUACCAGGCUUUGCGGCUCAGUGACAAAGUGUGUUCACGAAGUCAGCGGUCGUAAACACAAUGCUGUUCAAGUUAAAUUCAGUUUUUAUCCGUUUACAUUUCCAAAAAGACCGAUCGGGUUUAUGUAGAUUUGACUUUUAAAAAAAUGUAGUAGCUUGAAAAAGAUAUGGGACACAAGGGUUACGUGCGCACAGAGGGAGGAGUCAUCGGUGCUCGUUGCGAUUUAAUUGGCUGUUAGCUCACACUGAGUUGUAUAGUUAUCAGUAAUUAUAUUCAGAAUGUUUUGCACAAGAAAUGUCAUCCAGAAAGGGCAAUCUUCUUCCACCGUCAAAUUAUACCACAAAGAUGUCAUGCUCCGAUAGUCCAUCUGGAAAUUCGUUUUUGGUAGAUUCUUUGAUCCACGGAAGGGCCGAGGGAAGUGGACACUACUACCAAAACAGCGGAGUCUACUUGCAGCCGACCUCCGAAUAUUCUUAUGGACUGUCUAACUGUGGCUAUUUUUCGGGACUCAAACGGAACGAGAGCAAUUCGCAAAAUGUAGUACCUACAUGUGGUCCAUAUCAAGGCAUGGAAACAUGGCUGGAGACGUCGAGGUCCUGUCGCAUAGAACAGCCUAACAACCAAAUUACCCCACGGUCGUUCUCGCCCACCAUAAAAGAGGAAAACUCUUACUGCUUAUACGAGUCUGAGAAGUGCCCAAAAGACACCAUUACAGAGGAUAUAUCGUACUCGCGGCUGACACCAAACUCAUGUCCAUCUAGCAACAAUAACGGCUGUGUUCCGGUGCCCGGUUACUUCCGUUUGUCUCAGACAUGCACCACAUCUAAGGGUUUUCCAGACAACCAGACUUUACCGACUCAUGUUGCGGCUCAACGCUCGACCCGAUUUGACAGCUCUCUUUCAGCCAUAGCAGCCGAAGCAAGCCGGGAAGAGAGCGACGUGCCCCCCACAUGCGCACCAUGUGCCCCGGGAAGAAACAAGGAGCUAAGGGGGUCCACUGGCACCGCUUCAUCUCCAGAACCACCGGACAGCCCGGAGAAGGCGGUCACUGUAACUAAAGGAGAUUCCAAAAGUGAGAGUACAGCUAACUGGCUGACGGCGAAGAGUGGCCGCAAGAAGCGUUGCCCCUACACCAAACAUCAGACUUUAGAGCUGGAGAAGGAGUUUCUCUUCAACAUGUACUUGACACGAGAACGUCGCCUCGAGAUCAGCCGCAGUGUUCACCUCACAGACAGACAAGUCAAAAUAUGGUUUCAAAACCGACGGAUGAAGCUGAAGAAGAUGAGUCGAGAAAACCGAAUCCGCGAGUUGUCGGCCAACUUCAGUUUUUCAUGAAGCCUCUCACAUUAUAGGUCUCUGGCGCCCUCCUCCAUCAGCUGCAGUGGUAGUCUACUUGCAUCCAACCGUCUCCGUAGGUGUGUGCAUAUAUGACUUGUGCAAGAUACUAUUGAUAACUUAUUGUGUGUCGUAUACUGUUGACGUUUUUAUCUGUUUAUGUAUAAUUUUAUUUGACAACCCAGUCGUCAUAACAUGUCAUGGUUAUUUAUAAACUGUCAAAAGCACUUCACUGUAAAGCAAGAGAGGAAAAUAUCAAAUGCUAAAGGUGUUCAUUGUACAUAGCAUUCUGAUUAUAUUGUACAUUUAUUGUAUAUAACUGCGAUAUUUGCAUGUUGUAAUAAUAACUAAUAUGAAGCGAAUUUUAAAUAAUAACGUUUGUUUAUAAGUACGACCUUGUCAUGUUUGCUGUUCUAGGCAUAAUUUGAGGAGUCCAGUUCUUUAAAAUGUAGAAAUUUGUAUAGAUGCAGACACGACGGAAUUACUGUAUUAUAUUAACAGCAUUCAAAUGUACCAUCUUUCUGGAAAUACAGGCCGAGAAGAUGGACUCGGGUGUAAAAUAAAGAUUUAUACGUGACAGAAAAUAAAUAAAGGCAUGUACAUGAAAA